Penicillium verhagenii is the source of this 669-nucleotide messenger RNA. RefSeq lists its product as uncharacterized. The transcript is spliced from 2 exons. The record is from RefSeq and is a predicted model, not a curated record. Bases 1 to 669 code for a protein of 222 amino acids. NCBI's taxonomy places the organism in Eukaryota, Fungi, Ascomycota, Eurotiomycetes, Eurotiales, Aspergillaceae.
AUGUUCCGUGUCAAGAUUAAUAUUAACAUCUCUGCCUUUGGAAUAGAUGCUCAGGAAUUAUCAAGGUCACUACCCAGCAUUCCAACAUCUUCUAUCCCAUUUCCCGCACAACAUGUGAUUCUGCAAGCUCUUCAACGCCACCUUGAAGGUCACAUCUUUCGGUUUGUUCAAAAAUGGCUCUUGGCCGAAUCUCAUGCCAUAGGAUGGACUCCGCCUGCACACUCGAUUCAAAGGUGGAAUCGCGUGGUCAGUAGUAUCCGCCAUGCUUCUGUUCACCGCAUCUUACAAGCCCCAGAUACUUUGCUUCGAAUGGUACGAUAUGCGAUCGGCUUCUUGGAAAGCAUUGCCGGUGUGACAAGCUCAAGAAGCCUUCGCCGACUUCAUCGCUUCCUGAAGACCAUGCUUACCAGCUCAGACCGUCUGGCAGCUCAGCUGAGAGAUAAGGUGAACAUGCAGAUCCUGCUGUGUAACACUCAUCCUGAGCAGCUCGGUCGCCGACUGCAGUUAUUACCAGAAGCCUUGAGAAGGGUUCUUCAAAAAACGAACAAAGCAUGGUGUCUCAGAUUCAAGAUUUUCUACAGCUUGAAUUUGCAUAAAGUCGAGGACAAUGAGAGCCCGGCGAAAGCUUUCUUUUUAAAAGGUAUUAAAUUGCAAUUUAAUACUUUUUAA